UCCGCAUUCCUUCCUUCCCAUCGAUCAUCCCACAUCCCAUUCAUUGAUCUUUCUCAAUCAACCCUCUACUUCAUCCCUCUAUCAUCCACCUCUUCUUCAUCACCUUCAAGAUGAUGUCCCUUCGCACCCUCACUCGCUCCGCCCCCCGCUCUAUUGCGCGGUCUCUCGCUAUCUCCACUCGCUCGACUGUCUCCCGACCUGUCGCCGCCGUUUCCCAGAAUGCUUUCACCUUGAAGCAGAUCACAAAGCCUGCCUAUGCUGCUUUCUCGACCUCUCGGGCUUUCAAGCAGUCCUCUAACGAGGGUGACAUUGAGCUUGUUGCUAAGCUUGAGGAUGAGCUGAAGCACGAGAAGGCCUCCGGCCUUGAGGAUCUGGAGGGUUCCGUUCAGAACAUCCAGUAUGUUCUGCAAAACAACUCUUGGGAAGUCAAGGAUAUUCCCGGCGAGCAGGAAGUUGCGUUCACCAAGAAGUUUGGCAAUGAAGAGAUCCGCGUCACUUUCACCGUUGCAGAUCUCCAGAACCUGAGCGAGCAGGACGACUUUUCCGCUGAUGGUCUGAUGGGCGCAAACGAAUUCGGAAGCCACCAACCAGCUAACCAAGGUCGCACAGGCAUGUCUCAGCUUCCCGAGGACAGUCUCGCUCCUUCCGACCGCGACGAGGUCGAUCUCGAUGACCUCGAGCCGAGCUUCCCUGCCCGUGUCAACAUCACUAUUGAGAAGCCCGGCAACGGCGCUCUCCUGGUUCAGACUCUGUGCAAUGAUGGCGUGUUCCAGGUCGAGGAGGUCUCUUACUUCAACAAGCCCGAUCUGGCUCUUGCCCAGACCGCUGAGAAGGACUGGGCUAGACAGAGCAUGUACGCCGGUCCUCCCUUCGAGAACCUCGACGAGGAGCUCCAAACCUUUAUCGACCGUUACCUGGAUGCCAGAGGCAUCAACGCCGAGCUUGCCACCAUGAUCCCCGACUACAUCCAGGUCAAGGAGCAGAAGGAAUACGUCCGCUGGCUCGAGAGCAUCAAGAACUUCGUUGCUGCUUAGCUUGGGCGGAAACAAACAUUGCUCAAAUGCGUUCUUCCAACAGUCUCGUGGCGUGCUUGUAAAUGAUGCGUUUUGAGUUUUUCAAAUAUACUCCUCUGGCUCCUGUUUUCUCCAAAGCAGGCUUUAUGUUCAUUAAUCAGGUGGUGCUUGGCAGCCCCAUAAUGUAUCAACAUAGAAACGAACAAAAAAAUGUAAUUAUGACUGAGAAC
Aspergillus homomorphus CBS 101889 is the source of this 1243-nucleotide messenger RNA. RefSeq names its product MAM33 family protein. Lineage: Eukaryota; Fungi; Ascomycota; Eurotiomycetes; Eurotiales; Aspergillaceae. The transcript is spliced from 5 exons. The record is from RefSeq and is a predicted model, not a curated record. The coding region runs from base 111 to 1034 and encodes 307 amino acids. Gene Ontology annotation, cellular component: mitochondrial matrix. Gene Ontology annotation, biological process: cytosolic ribosome assembly.